AUGUCAUCCGAGGAGCACACGAAGCGGCAGGACGAUGCUCCGACGUCUUCUUCCUCUUCUUCCGCACCUCCUCCUCCAGCUCGACGUCUCUUCGACAACACUUCCGACGAAUCAGACGUCUCUCUGGACAAUGACGGUUCGGCGUGUGCUCGCUUCUUCUGAUCCGUUUUUCCUCAGUUUCAGACAAGACCGGCGCCGAGACGGACGGUUCUUCGUCGAGCCGCGGAUGUUUGAAGAGCGACCGCUCGCGGAAGGAUCAGUCGAGCAGCUCGGCCGCCAGAACUGUUCGUGCUCCUCAGCAGGUCAGAAAAGCUAGAAAUAGACUGAAACAUUCACAUGGCUUCCAAUAACUGAAAGGCUUCUAAAUAUGGCUUCCAAAUGCUAAUGAAACUUCUCCGUACUGAACUUUAUAAAAAUAAAAAUCUAAUCAAAAUCGAAAUAAAGUUGCAGGUCUCGUGGUCGUUUGGCGCGAAACCGGCCACUCCGCACUCGCAACCACCCGCCGGCCUCAAAAAAGGUACUUUCCGUUUUUUUCCGAGUCAGCUCUCAACUUCUGACCCCAUUCCGAUUGACGCAAGCGAAAAUUGUCCCGUUUUCCGGUUCCAUGAGCAGAAAACCUUUUGAAAAACGGAAAAUUUUGCGCUCUUCGUUCUUUUUCCGUUUUUAGAACGGGUUUGUCCUCAAUUUUCUAAACCGAAAGUUUGAAGGGGAAGCCGACAUAUGGUUCUAAUGUGCCUAGACCUAAACAUAAACAGAAUGCACAUUUACUUUGUGUUUAGCGAUUCCACAUUCUGAUUUUCCCGGGAAAACAGCUGAAAAAAGGAGUAUACAAGAUUGUACCCCCAAAUCCCGGUGAUUAGAUUCUAUUUUUAACCCCCGAGACGAUAACAUAAAAUACCUGCUACCCCUGCUUCUUCUACACUCCUAUUAUUGUUUUUUGCUGACCAGCCGACCCAUUUCCACUCCACUUUUGCGUGCCGGCCGGCACCAGAAGAAUUUCUCGAAAUGAAAGUGACAUUUUUGGAUGAAGGUGAGCGAAAGCUUUUAGGCUGAUUGAAAUAAACGGAUUUGAGGGGGAGAUUAGUCAGAUUUUGGAGCUAGUUUUCCGUUGAUCUAGGCCAAUAUUCCAGAAGUUCAAGCACUUUUUUGUCGAAGAACUCAAUCCCAUUACUCUUCGUUCGCUCUCUUUUUUCCCUCUUUUUUCCAUCUUCCAAUCGCACCCAUUGGAAUCCCUUCGGGGCGCCGCCAGAGGGACGUUUCGAAGGCAAAAAGAAGAAAGGGCCAUUCGCCGCUCUUUUCCUCGACGCUUCGAGGCUCGGAGAGCACAAAGAAUUGAAGGAAAGAAUCUUCGAAAAAUGAACAGGUGGCCGUCGGCCUCGCGUGGAGUCGGAGUUGCGAAAUGAUUAGCGCCCCGGGCCGGAAUGUUGCUAUUUGUCUCGCUUCUUCAUCUUUUUUGUUCGCAAUUCCACCACACCCGUUGUUUACGUCCUUCUGACACUUGAAAAGCGGAUCGGAUUUCAGAAUAGAUGAGGGAAAUCACGAGAAAAAGUUGUGACACUUUAGGGGUCAGCCGCACUCAGUCCCUUCAAGCUGGAGGCCAAGGCUCUAGGCGACAAUUCCUGAAAAUGUCUACUCGAAAAUGCAUAGACAUGUUCAUCUAUUCCUAUUCUUCUUUCCGAAUGACUGCACCUUCGUCUCCAUUUUUCCUGCAAAGAACUCUGUUGUUGUGUGUGUGCAGCGGGCCACAAUGUCCGAGUUCGCCCAUCCUUUCGGCCGGUUCGUCUGUCCACCCGUCCGUCCGUCCGUCUCCGGCUAAUCUUCUUCUUCGUCUUCUUCUGUUUUCUUUACAUUCUUCUUUCCUACUCCCCAUCCCGGCCAUCGCCUAUGUUUUUCGUCCAAUCUUUCCCGCCGUUUUGCUUUUGUCUCUCUCGUUCCUCCCCUCCAUUUCCGUCGUCCUCGUCGUCCUUUCUGCCUUCUUCCCAAUUUCAACACCCGAUGGUGCUGGGUUCGGAGACAAUUUUCCCCCCAACAAAAUUGUGUUCUUCUAGUUCGCUCUCUCGACUGUAAAAAGUGUUGAAGACUUUGGAAAACAGGAACAUUCCAACAUCCCGAAGCUCAUAAAAAUCAAGUUCUUCUGACUUUUUGCUUAUCCCAUUUCCCAUCAAAGUACUCGCCACAGAGACCCUAUUAACUGGCCCCAUCAUCUUCCUCACUCAUUUAGUGUAAAGUUUUGUGUGUGUGUGCGUCAGUCAUCUGGUUGACCUUUCUCAUUUCAUACAAGAGAUCUCAUAUCUAACAAUUCUACUUUUAUGUCUCCCUUUGAUUACCCAGAGUCAAUAUAAUCUGUGGUAAAGCGGGGACAAGUGAUCAGUUAGAAUCAGAACACGAACGGGUGGGAUGUGAUUGAUAAGCCUUAAUAAAUCCUAGAUAGCAAAAAAUUGUCUAUUGGAUUUUGGAUUUGGAUCCGAUGGAUUUGUCAAACUCAUCCGUUAAUCUGAGAACAAGAUGACUGCUCACAAAGUUUAGUGAGCCAGACUGAGGUUCACACCUGAUUUCAUUCUCAGCUGACAAGCCGCUCCACCCGCCAGACCCUCCAGUUGGCUCCUUAGUCUCCCUCUCUCUUUUUUUUUAUCACCGUACCCUUUCUGGUAGUGCGAAUGAAGUACUGGGGCGGCUCCCCUCGCUCUCCCGUUCCCCCAGACAAAGCGCUUCAAAAUGUGGGUGUUUGUGCCGAGAGUGUUCUGUUUGCUCACCUUGUUUCUGCUUUUCAGUGCUGAAAGAAGAGGAAGAGCAAAAAAAAAAGAUUUUAUGCAAUACUAUCAAUGAUAAAGAAUUUGUAUUUGCUGACUUUGAACGGAAAACAAACUAAACUGAACAAAAAUUUUGUGACCGAGUGGGUUAGACACCAGCAUCUUACCUUGAAUCACAUGGUAUUUCUGAGCUGUGCUCGUUCUUUUCUGUCCUCGUUCCUGUCAGCUCCACUCACACACGUUUUUCAAGAGCCAAAGCACUUGAUUAAAGUAGGCCAGGAAGCGACCGCCCAUUUCCAUCCUUCGUAUCCGCCGUCUCGUCGUAUCCAGUCCGGUCUGAUGUCUGCGUCUCUUCGACUUUGUCGCUCUCCCGCCGCCCGCCCUCCCAGCCGCUCCAUUGUCAUCAUUAUAUCGUCUUCGGCGCUCUCUCUCCGCCUCUUUGACGCUCUCCGCGUUCUGUGCACUCCAUCGUCUCGCCCCGUCUCGUCUCUAUCAGCUGCUGCUGCUGCGCCCCCUAUUCCGAGGCAUCGCGCAGCACCAUCACUAGCUGGCUAGCAUCCCCCCGAUUGUCCUCUUAAAGCAACUGAAUACAUUAUCAUACAUCGGUAUUAUAUUCACCUGGCACCUCAGCUCUGGCGAUUCUGCCUACUGUCAUGAGUACUUAUUCUACGUUUCCGUCGGCCUCCUCUUCCUCAUCCGGUUAGUCGUGAAAUUGGAGCUCUUUCUGACCGGAUUGGUUUUGUUGUUGUCAGCCAACAUGCAAGAUUCUGACUCGGCUUUUCAAAAUUCUGACCGAUUUCAGUGCCCGCCAUCUCGUCCGCAUUCGCCACGUCAUCAACGUCCGGCUCUUCGGCGUCCACCUCGUCGUCGGCUGCUCGCAAAUCGUCGCUCGUCGGCGGUCGCGGAUCGGCUUCGUCUUCCGGGCACACGAGUCCGUCGCCGUCGGGUAAGAUUUCUUUUCGAAAAUUACGAAAUGUUCCGCAAUCUUAACAACCUUAGAAGAGAGAAUUUUGAAUUUUUUUAAAGAAAAUAGUAUAAAAAGUGUAUCUCACCCGGAACAACGGAAAAAGGCAGCCGAUUGUUUUCGAAGCUGUCUCCCAGGGCGCUGCUGGGACGCUUUUGUUUUCCUUUCGACUCGAAGCAUCGAAAAUUACGCAUGAGUCAGUGGGAACGCUUGCCGUUUUGAUCUCGCGAGGGAUGCCCUAAAGCGGGCACUUUCCUUCCUUUGUAUUAAUGACUCUUGACGCAUUCUGAACUCGUUUAGCGGAGAUUCUCAUGUGAUUCAUCAAAACAGGGAUUUUCAUUUUUCAGAAUCACCGGCGCGCAACGCUGGUUGCUCUUCGUCUGGCGAAUCAAAUCCAGAUCGCUCGUUGGCCACACCCCCGCUCCCUCCGGCUCUCAAGCACUCUGCCAAGGUACGUUUCCCUUUACGCUUUCCACGGAAAAACCAAUCCAUCUUCCAGGACGGUCAUUAUCGCGGACAGCGUUCAAUGUCUCUCGGUGGCCCGGCACACGAGAUGCUCAUGUCGCAACUCGGCGCACGUCAAGGGAACACAGUCGACUGCUCGCCCGGAGAAGGCGACAAAGUGUGUUUGCUCGUCGAUCAAACGCGCUUCCUCGUCUCCCAACGUCUUCUCACCUCGAAACCCGAUACGAUGCUUGGCAGAAUGUUCUCAAUGCGUGCCUCGUGCGGUGAUUUGGGCGCGGAUCUGGUGUCUCCGAACGAGCGAGAUGAGUUCGAGGUGGCUGACGGAAUGACCGCUUCUUGCUUCCGCGCCAUCCUUGACUACUACCAAUCGGGGACGAUGCGAUGUCCGUCGUCGGUGUCUGUUUCGGAGCUCCGUGAGGCGUGCGACUACCUGCUCGUGCCCUUCAAUGCACAGACCGUCAAGUGCCAGAAUCUCCACGCGUUGCUCCACGAACUGUCCAACGAGGGAGCCCGCGAGCAGUUCUCCCAGUUCCUCGAAGAGAUAAUCCUUCCGCAACUCGUCGCGUCGACAGAGCACGGAGAACGGGAGUGCCAUCUCGUUGUGCUUCUGGACGACGACGUCGUCGAUUGGGAUGACGAGUAUCCGCCGCAGAUGGGAGAGGAAACGACGCACGUCGUCUAUUCGACGCAUCUCUACAAGUUCUUCAAGUACGCCGAGAAUAGGGACUGUGCGAAGCAAGUGCUGAAGGAGCGAGGACUCAAGAAGAUCCGAUUGGGAAUGGAGGGAUAUCCGACGCACAAGGAGAAGAUCAAGAAGCGUUUCAACAAAUCGGAAGUCAUCUACAACUACGUGCAGAGGCCGUUCGUGCACUGUUCGUGGGAGAAGGAAGAGGCUCGCAGUCGCCACGUUGAUUUCGCUUGUCCCAUAGUCAAAGUGAGUACCUCUCCACUGAUCAGCAAUAUACUUUGUCCUUUUUCAGUCCAAAUCGAAUCCAUCCCUCGCCGCCGCCGCCUCGGAUCCGCUUCCCCAGCCGGCUCCUCUUCAACAGCAACAUCGUGUCGCCGUUUUCGGAGAAGCCGCCCCUCUGGCUCACCGUUUCGACGACGGCGCUCUGAUUCAGCCGAUGCUCAAUCAGGCGUUACCGUUUCAGCAGAAUAAUGCGAUGCUGGGUGUCAAUGUGCAGCAACAGCAGGUACAGAAUCCUUUCGUUUUUCUUAUCUUCAAAACUUCGGAUUUUCAGCACAAUCACCCACUCCACUCGCCACCAGUCAAUUUCCAACGCAAUGAUCGCGACGAUGAAUGA
Molecule: messenger RNA, 5483 nt
Organism: Caenorhabditis sp. 36 PRJEB53466
Lineage: Eukaryota; Metazoa; Nematoda; Chromadorea; Rhabditida; Rhabditidae
Source: the annotation of a GenBank genome assembly